Molecule: messenger RNA, 3613 nt
Organism: Hemiscyllium ocellatum (epaulette shark)
Lineage: Eukaryota; Metazoa; Chordata; Chondrichthyes; Orectolobiformes; Hemiscylliidae
Gene: cntn2
Product: contactin 2
Exons: 23
Coding region: 185-3262 (1025 amino acids)
Biological process (GO): cell-cell adhesion; brain development
Molecular function (GO): cell-cell adhesion mediator activity
Source: RefSeq, a predicted model, not a curated record
AUUCAGGGGGAAAAAGACCCAGAAGGGGCUGUUCACCUGUUACGAGGAGAUGUGAGACCUGCUGGAGUUCUUUGAUGUUCAAGAUCUUGGCAAAAAAAAGGUGAGAACCAACACUCGAAGGAAAUUAGCAGCACGUGCGGAGUAAGGGACUCUCUCACGGUUCUUUCCCACUGGCUCAUUGUGCAUGAUCUUCAGGAUGAGAUUAUCAGUCAGUGCCGUCUUUGUGCUCUCAGUCAUAAGCUGGCAAACAGACUGGGUUGCUGCUCAAAGCGUGAAAGGGGAUUUCGGGCCAGUGUUUGAAGAGCAGCCAAAAAACACCCUGUACCCUGAAGGUUCAACAGAAGGGAAGGUGACAUUGAACUGCCACGUCCGAGCCAACCCACAUCCAAAAUACAGCUGGAAGGUUAACGGCACCAAUAUUAACAUUGAAAGAGACAGCCGUUACAGUCUGAUUGGAGGGAAUCUGGUGAUCAGUAACCCAACGCGGUCCAAAGACCCUGGAUCCUAUCAAUGUCUGGCAACAAACUCAAUUGGGACCGUCAUAAGCAGAGAGGCUUUCCUUCGCUUUGGCUAUCUUUCACAGUUUUCAACAGAAGAGAGGGAACAGGUGAAGAUGAAUGAAGGGACGGGAUUGAUGCUUCCUUGCAACGCACCCCCCCAUUAUCCAGCUCCAACAUAUCGCUGGUUUAUCGACGAAAUCCCGAACUUCAUAACGCCAGAUGAUCGUCACUUCAUCUCGCAGGUGACAGGGAAUCUCUACAUCGCCAAAGCGAAGACUUCCGAUACUGGGAUCUACUCCUGCUAUCUCACCAGUCACAUUGACUACGCCACAACAAGUGUCUUCAGCAAGGCUAUUCCCCUGACUGUGCUGUUUGUUGGUGAAACCAGGAUGCAUUCUCCUCACAUUCGGGUGAAAUUCCCCUCUGAAACCUAUGCAUUGGCUGGACAGUCACUGAACCUGGAGUGCUUUGCCUUUGGAAAUCCUGUGCCCACCAUCAAAUGGAGGAAGCUUGAUGGGUCCCUGCCUUCCAAGAUCUUGGAAUCCAUCAACAAGCCCAUCCUACAUAUUCCCGAUGUACAGUUUGAAGAUGAAGGCGUGUAUGAGUGUGAGGCCGAAAACUCAAAAGGAAAAGACUCAACUCAGGGCCGGAUCAUCAUUCACGCACAACCAGAAUGGCUUCAGAUUAUCAGUGACACAGAGGCUGAUGUCGGCGCUGAUCUGGAUUGGAAAUGUGCAGCAGCCGGGAAACCUCGGCCGACGUGCAGGUGGCUGAGAAACGGUCAGCUGCUAACCUCGAAGAACCGCAUUGUAGUCAACAAUUGCGCGUUGCGCAUUUUGAAACUCGUUAAGGAUGACUCAGGAAUGUACCAGUGUGUUGCCGAGAACAAACACGGGACCAUUUAUGCGAACGCAGAAUUGAAGGUUCAAGAAUUGGCUCCAGAUUUUCAAUCGAAGCCAGUGAAGCGGCUAAUUCCAGCGGCGAGGGGAGGGGAGGUCCUGAUUGAGUGCAAACCCCGUGCAGCACCCCAACCGAACAUCUUCUGGACAAAAGGGACCGAGAUACUUUCCAACAGCACAAGAACCACGGUAUUUGCAAAUGGUACCUUGAGAAUUCGGAACAUAAGCCGAAUGGAUGAAGGAAAAUACACCUGUUUUGCAGAGAAUUCCAAGGGAAAAGCAAACAGCACAGGCAUCGUGUCAGUCAGAGACGCCACAAAGAUUACUCUUGCCCCAUCCAACGCUGAUAUCAACCUUGGUGAAGAUGUUGUGUUGCAGUGCCAUGCAAGUCACGAUCCCACCAUGGACCUCACAUUCACCUGGUCAGUCAAUGACUCUCCUAUAGACUUUGACCUAAUGGGGGAGCACUUCCAUCGUGUUUCAAUGCGGGAAACAAUUGGAGAUCUCAAGAUAACCAAUGUACAGCUGAAACAUUCUGGAAUAUACACAUGCACUGCUCAGACAGUGGUGGACAGUGCCUCUGCGUCUGCAAUGCUGGUUGUGAGAGGUCCACCCGGUCCUCCAGGAGGUGUUGUGGUGAAAGAAAUUAACGAUAGUUCGGUGCUGCUGAGUUGGAGCAGAGGCUAUGAUAACCACAGUCCAAUUGGCAAGUACAUAGUACAAGCCAGGACAUCACUCUCUGAUGAAUGGAAGACUGUCAGAACAGUUCCACAACACAUUGAGGGCAAUGCGGAGACCGCCUGGGUAAUCAACCUCACGCCGUGGAUGGAUUACGAAUUCCGAGUCAUCGCGAAGAACAUCCUGGGGACCGGUGACCCCAGCCUGCCCUCACAAACGAUACGCACCAGAGAAGCUGCUCCAACAGUUGCUCCAUCAAACAUUAGUGGAGGAGGUGGAGAUCAGCACGAGGUGACCAUGUUGUGGAUGCCCGUGCCACGUGAGUACCAGAACGGUGAUGGUUUUGGUUACAUCAUCACAUUCCGAAAAGAAGGGACAAAGGACUGGAAAAAUGCAAAGGUUCUGGGAGCUGAUUCCUCACGAUACGUUUACCGGAACGAUACAAUUGCAUCAUACAGCCGAUUCGAAGUGAAGGUGAAGGCCUUUAACAAUAAAGGGCAGGGGCCGUACAGUCAGAGUGCGAUUGUCUACUCUGCAGAGGAAGAACCAAGUGUUGCCCCCUCUGAGGUAUCAGCCCAAAGCCUGACCUCUUCUGAAAUCGAGGUGAGCUGGCGUGCUGUCGAACAGGUCACCAUGAAUGGUAUUCUUCUGGGCUAUGAGAUCAGGUAUUGGAGAGACAACGAUAAGAAGGCAUCGGCUGACCGCAUGAGAACGCCAGGGCUGGAGUUGUCAGCUCGUGUCACCGGUCUGAGGCCCAGCACUCUAUACCACGUGGAAGUCAGAGCCUAUAAUAGCGCUGGGAGUGGUCCUCCCAGUCCCUCUACAACCGUCACCACAAAGAAAGCACCUCCAAACCGCCCACCAGGUAAAAUCUCCUGGAGAUCAGCUGGCUCCUGGGUCAAGAUCAAAUGGGAUCAUGUCAAGGCCUUUGAAAAUGAAUCUGCUGUGGAUGGAUACAAGGUACUGUACAAGGCUGAAGAUCAAUCAGAAAUCAAAAUGAUAGAAACCAGUAAGAACUCGGUGCAAAUCCCAUUUACCAAUGACAUGAGCUACCUGGUGAUGAUCCGUGCCUCUGGCGAAGGAGGAGAUGGUGCGGCUGCAAAGAUCCGAAUAUCGAAGAGCUCAGCUCCGGCAAACUGGCAGGCUAGAUCAGAUCUAGAGCUGGAGGCUGACUUGAUGAGAUGAAAGCCAAUCACAAAAACUUGGGAUGCCUCCAUUCAUACUCACAAAGAAGAGACACAGUUAAUUACCGUUCCAAUACCUUUGGGAGUGAGGAACGGGAACUGAUGGUAAUGUGUAAAUAAAUUCACUAAUCUCAAUGAAUAAAAUUUACUUUCUCUAAUUAACGCCUCAUGUUAAAUGGAAAAACAAUUGUACCCACAUCUGUGAUGCUCACAGGGAGUUCAACACUUCCAUAAGAAAACAGAAUGUUUCUGUUGAGUUUGAAUGAAUCAUCUUCAUAUGCUCAGAGUAUCAGACUCAUUAAUGUACUAUAUUGUAUUUGAUUUAUAAAUAAAAGCCUGGCCUCCACAACCU